Prorocentrum cordatum is the source of this 1320-nucleotide messenger RNA. NCBI's taxonomy places the organism in Eukaryota, Dinophyceae, Prorocentrales, Prorocentraceae. The record is from the annotation of a GenBank genome assembly.
AUGGAGGCACCACGCCGCGGCAGCGAGUCCCCCGCCGCGGCGCCCGCGGCGGCGACGCGGAGGAGAGAGACGCCGCUCGUCGAGCGGCAGGCCCUGAGCGGGAUGGUGGAGCAGGCCCAGCAGCUCAGCGCGCUGGUGGAGCUGAUGGCGGAGGAGGUCAAGAGAGCGGACGACCGCGACCUGCUGAACAGCUUCGGCGACGGCGAGGACCCCCUCGCCAAGGACUACCAGCAGAUGCCCGCCCACAUGAACCCGAGGGUCCGGCAGCUCGUCGACGACAUCAAGGGGGCGGGCCGCUUCCCCGCGCGCUCGCUGCGGCCCUGCGCCGCCAGCGCCGCCAGUUCGCCCUCGCGCGCCGGCCGCUCGGGGACCGCCGGGCCGCUGAAGGGCCCGAUGCUCUUCGGCAAGGCGCCCAGGCAGCACUUCCAGUGGGAGCCCCGGGCGCCGCACCCGGGCGGCGGCGGCGGCAGCCCGCGGCCGCUGUCCAGCAAGGGCGCGGCCCACUGCGUCCCGCUGCGCCUGGCGGACUCCCUGGCCUCGCUGCCCCCGCUGGCGCGGACGCACAGCCGCUGGCGCGGCGCGUCCGCCUCGCCGCCGCUGCGGCAGAGCUCCAAGGCGCCGGGGCGGCGGCCGGAGGCAGGCAGCGACCUGCCGGAGGGGCAGGCCCCCAGCGAGGCUCCGCCGCCGCGGCCCGCCGCCGCCACGGUGCCCCCCUGGCGGCGGCCGGCGGCGGAGGGGGCGCCGCCCAGGCCGCCGGACGAGAAGGCCGCUGGCGGCGCACCCGCCGGCGGAGACAGCUCGUUCAGGCGGUGGCUGUUGGAGGUCGACCCCAGGGGCUCUCUGGAGCGAUACCUCGUGUUCCUCGAAGGCAGAUACGACGACCUGGCUCAGCUUAUCGACGUAUACUUCCCUGGCAAGCCAGGUGAGAAGGUGCUGAACCAUCAGCUCUUCUCCGACAUGGGCGUGGUGGACUCGACCCACGUCGCCCUCUUCGAGGUGUGGUUCGCCCGGAAGAACAUCGAGGUACCAGCCCCGGCCGUGGAGGCGGGUGACGUGAAGUCGAGGCUGCCGCUGGGCAAGGCUGUCGGCCAGAUUCCCGGGCGACAUCUUUUUGCAGAUGGAGCAGGCGACGGGCUUCUGGGUUGGCAGCGAGGUGUCGUUCUCGAUCACGAGGAGCUCCAGGGGCCUGCCGCAGGCCGUCGGCCUCGCCCCCGCCGCCCGGCGCCCCCUCGACGCCCCCGGCGGCGAGCCGCCGCAGGCGGUGGCCGGAGAGCAGGCGGGCGCGGUGCACUUUGCGGCCAGCGGCGCCGCGGUGGUCAG